UGUCAGGGGAGCAUGUCCAGGCAGGAUGUGGAGGAGCUGGCCAACAUAGAGCUGCAGAGAGACGAGGAGGCAGCUGCUGUGCUGGGUGCAGUAAGAAGGACUUCGGCGGUGGCCAUGGCUGCCCAGGACCCCACACUGAGCACGAGUCAUCCAUUCUACGACGUAGCCAGACAUGGCAUCCUGCAGGUGGCAGGCGAAGACCACUUUGGAAGACGCGUGGUCACGUUCAGCUGCUGCCGGCUGCCUCCCUCCCAUGAGCUCAACCACCAGCGGCUGCUGGAGUAUUUGAAGCACACGUUGGACCAGUACGUGGAGAAUGACUACACUGUUGUCUAUUUCCAUCACGGGCUGAACAGCAGGAACAAGCCAUCCCUGGGCUGGCUCCAGAGUGCGUACAAGGAGUUCGACAGAAAGUACAAGAAAAACUUGAAGGCCCUCUACGUGGUGCAUCCUACCAGCUUCAUCAAAGUCCUGUGGAACAUCUUCAAACCCCUUAUCAGUCACAAGUUUGGGAAAAAAGUCACCUAUUUCAACUACCUGAGCGAGCUUCACGAACACCUCAAAUGUGACCAGCUGGUCAUCCCUCCCGAAGUUCUGCGGUACGAUGAGAAGCUCCGGAGCCUACAUGAGGGCCGGCCACCCCCUUCUGCCAAGAUGCCGCCACCGCGGCCCCCUCUGCCCACCCAGCAGUUUGGCGUCAGUCUGCAAUACCUUAAAGACAAAAAUCAAGGUGAACUCAUCCCCCCUGUGCUGAGGUUCACGGUGACAUACCUGAGAGAGAAAGGACUCCGCACUGAGGGCCUGUUCCGGAGAUCGGCCAGUGUCCAGACCGUCCGUGAGAUCCAGAGGCUCUACAAUCAGGGGAAGCCCGUGAACUUUGACGACUAUGGGGACAUUCACGUCCCUGCUGUGAUCCUGAAGACCUUCCUGCGAGAGCUACCCCAACCACUGCUGACCUUCGAGGCCUACGAGCAGAUUCUCGGGAUCACCAGUGUGGAAAGCAGCCUGCGUGUCACCUGCUGCCGCCAGAUCCUACGGAGUCUCCCAGAACACAACUACACCGUCCUCAGCUACCUCAUGGGCUUUCUGCACGCGGUAUCCCAGGAGAGCAUUUUUAACAAAAUGAACAGCUCCAACCUGGCCUGUGUCUUCGGGCUGAAUUUAAUCUGGCCGUCCCAGGGGGCGGCCUCCCUGAGUGCCCUUGUGCCCUUGAACCUGUUCACCGAACUGCUGAUUGAGUACUACGAAAAGAUCUUCAGCGCCCAGGAGGCACCUGGGGAGUAUGUCCCUGGCCCCGCAGGAGCCAGCAAGCAGAGCAGUCCCUUCACCAGAGGAUGUGCCGCCGACAGACGAGCUGCAGGCCUUGCCAGGCCUGUCCCGCCUCAGAGUCCCCCAACAACAGCCGGGAGACACCUCUAGUGUUGGAGAUACACUUGUGUGUAUUAAGCUACCUCCCCUGCCUGUCUGUGCACUUGCUUUAUGUUUUGGAAACCUGCCAUUGCGGAAAAAAAGCAGGUAUUAAAUGAACUCAGAACCUUCUAGUGAACAUUCUGUGCUUCUG
Messenger RNA from Carlito syrichta (Philippine tarsier), 1561 nucleotides. It is a transcript of the gene ARHGAP8, whose product is annotated as Rho GTPase activating protein 8. The record is from RefSeq and is a predicted model, not a curated record. Lineage: Eukaryota; Metazoa; Chordata; Mammalia; Primates; Tarsiidae. Gene Ontology annotation, cellular component: cytoplasm. The transcript has 12 exons. Bases 13 to 1419 code for a protein of 468 amino acids. Gene Ontology annotation, biological process: small GTPase-mediated signal transduction; negative regulation of endocytic recycling. Gene Ontology annotation, molecular function: GTPase activator activity.